CCUCUAAGGACCCGUAAAAAGCAAGAGAAGCCAUGACUACCAUCUAUCCUCCCAAAUUACAGCCAAAGAUGUUGAAUGCUCAUCAGACAAAUCAUUCUGCCCGAUCCCUAUUUCUCCUGCAAAACUCUUUCAUGGCGGCCGGAAAGCUCCCGAUUAGAGCAGUGCCGAUUAGACGUCAAAGGAGGAAGAGUUGUUCCGUUUGCUCAUUUUCUAGUGACAUCAGGGCAGUAAAAAUUACAAAGGAGAAGGUUGUAACAGUUAAUGCAGUUGUCAACGUUAAACUAACUGGUUUGUUGUCCAACCUGGGGCUGGGCAAAGUGGAGGACACCAUCAACGAUGUGCAGGGUGAAAAACUUCUUCUGGAGCUUGUGAGCGCGGAGCUCGAUCCAAAGACGGGAUUGGAGAAGAAAACAGUGAGGGGGCAUGUAGACUGGGUAAGCCAAGAUGGGGAGGAUGCCAAGUACCAAGGCAAAUUCGACGUUCCUACGAGUUUUGGCGAUGUAGGAGCAGUUCUUGUGCAGAAUGAAUUUGGUAAAGAGAUUUUCCUAAAGGACGUUGUUCUUGGUGGCAUUUCUCAGGCUCCUGUACAUAUUGUCUGCAACUCUUGGGUUCAUUCUAAGUCUGAUAACCCAGAGAAGAGGAUCUUCUUCAUCAACAAGUCCUACUUGCCAUCACAGACACCAAGUGGCUUGAAGACACUAAGACAGAAGGAACUCGAGAGCCUACGUGGCAAUGGAAAGGGAGAACGAAAGACUUUCGACAGGAUAUAUGAUUAUGACACGUAUAAUGAUCUUGGGGAUCCAGACAGUAAUGAUGACUUGGCACGACCAGUCCUAGGUGGCAAGAAGCAUCCAUAUCCUAGGCGUUGCAGAACUGGCCGUGAAAAGACCAAGAAAGAUCCAUUGUCGGAGAAAAGGAGUAGCAACAUGUACGUACCAAGAGACGAGGCAUUCUCCCAAGUGAAGCAACAGGAAUUUACAAGUGUAACAGUUUCAUCAGCACUGAAUGGGUUGCUCCCUUUGAUCAGAGGAGCCCUUGUUGACACCAACCUUGGCUUCCCUACCUUCAAGGCCAUCGGCGAAUUAUUCGACAAAGGGGUGCCCAUUCCUUUACAUGAAAAUCAAGGGCUAUUAGAAACAGUGGUAUCAAAGGUGACUGAUAUUAAAGAUGACCUCUUACGCUUUGAUACCCCCGAGUUGGUAGAGAGGGACAAUUUUUCUUGGUCCAGGGACGAGGAAUUUGCUCGUCAGACUCUUGCUGGUAUCAACCCCUGUAGCAUUCAGUUGGUCACGGAAUGGCCAUUAAAGAGUGAACUUGACCCUAAGAUCUAUGGUCCACCUGAAUCUGCAAUCACAACUGAACUUGUGGAGAGAGAGAUCAAGGGAAUCAUGACGAUUGAUGAGGCUUUGCAGCAGAAGAAACUUUUCAUGCUAGAUUAUCACGACCUACUCCUGCCUUAUGUGAACAAAGUAAGAGAGUUAGAAGGGACGACUCUCUAUGGGUCACGCACUUUAUUCUUUCUUACCCACGAAAAUAUUUUAACACCCAUAGCGAUUGAGCUCACUCGGCCACCCACCAAUGACAAACCUCUUUGGAAGCAAGUGUUUACGCCAAAUGGGGAUGCCACCGAUUCUUGGCUCUGGAGACUAGCCAAAGUGCAUGUACUAGCUCAUGAUUCUGGUUAUCACGAACUCGUCAGCCAUUGGUUAAGGACACAUUGCUGUAUGGAGCCUUACAUAAUCGCAUCAAAUCGGCAGUUGAGUGCGAUGCAUCCGAUAUAUAAGUUGUUGCAUCCCCACUUCCGAUACACCAUGCGCAUCAAUGCUCUUGCUCGAACAGCCCUCAUCAAUGCAAGUGGGAUAAUUGAAGACUCCUUCUCCCCAGCUAAGUACUCAAUGGAGCUUAGCUCUGUUGUCUAUGACAAGUUUUGGCAAUUCGACAAGCAGGGUCUUCCAGCAGACCUAAUUAGCAGGGGAAUGGCAAUAGAGGACCCAACAGCCAAACAUGGUCUGAAGCUAACAAUUGAGGACUACCCAUUUGCAAGUGAUGGCCUCCUACUGUGGACAGCCAUAAAACAAUGGGUCAGUGACUAUGUCAACCACUACUACCAAGAUCCCAACCUCAUUGAAUCAGAUCAAGAGCUCCAGGCAUGGUGGACGGAGGUCAGAACCAAAGGCCAUGAAGACAAGAAGGAUGAGCCAUGGUGGCCUGUCCUCAGAACUCAAGAUGAUCUUAUUGAGAUAUUGACAACAAUCAUCUGGGUUGCUUCUGCUCAUCAUGCCGCUGUCAACUUUGGCCAAUAUGCAUAUGGAGGUUACUUCCCUAAUCGACCAACAAUUGCUAGGACUAAUAUGCCUACUGAGGACCCUACAGAACAAGAAUUGCAGCAAUUAUUGAAAAAGCCUGAGCUCUCACUCAUGCACUGCUAUCCUUCACAACUUCAAGCAGCACUGGUGAUGGCUGUCCUAAUCGUAUUAUCGACUCAUUCAUCGGAUGAGGAGUACCUUGGAACUCAAAAUGAGCCUUCAUGGACAGAGGAUCCAGUGGUAAAGAAGGCAUAUGAGCAGUUCAAUAAGAAUUUGAAGGAGGUCGAAGGAAUUAUUGAUGCUAGAAAUAAAGAUCUCAAGCUGAAGAACAGAACAGGAGCUGGUGUUGUGCCAUAUCAGCUUUUGAAGCCAUUUUCUAAAGAAGGGUUGACAGGAAUGGGAGUUCCCAAUAGCACUUCCAUUUAGUUUAAUUUAGUUUUCUUUUUAUUUUUUAUGUGUAGUGUUUAUAAUCUUCAUUUAAUUCGUAUUGUCAUAACAAGCAUGUAGGAUUUUAAUCUUAUUGGAGAUUAAACUCAA
Messenger RNA from Nelumbo nucifera (sacred lotus), 2843 nucleotides. Its product is annotated as linoleate 13S-lipoxygenase 2-1, chloroplastic-like. Gene Ontology annotation, biological process: lipid oxidation. Gene Ontology annotation, molecular function: protein binding; metal ion binding; oxidoreductase activity, acting on single donors with incorporation of molecular oxygen, incorporation of two atoms of oxygen. Lineage: Eukaryota; Viridiplantae; Streptophyta; Magnoliopsida; Proteales; Nelumbonaceae. The record is from RefSeq and is a predicted model, not a curated record.